AUGGCACCCACGGUUGACAGCCUGAGAGAGGGUUAGUCUAGCCAUCAGGUUAUUGAGGAUCCUAGUCCCUUGUCCCUCCCUCCGGCUGACGGUCUCAGCGAGUCGAUCUGCUUCCCCUUCGCACCCCACUUUUAGCGCUGGCGCUCCUCUCCCUCGACACCCGCGGCCACAAAGACGUCCUAUCCCGUCGACUGGCACGGCAUAGAAAGGCACAACAUGAAGCUGAGACACCGAAUCCUCCUCCUGUCUCAAGUCGCGUUCCGAUACCACGGCCGAAUCGACCACGUGGCCAGGCGUUCGAUGCGUACCUCUGUUUCGACGUCGAGGCGACGUGCGAAUACUCUUCGGGGCAAAAUGUCGCCAAGCAAGCUUUUGGGUAGGUCCGGAGUGAAGGAUUCUUUUUGGUGAGCCGAUGCUGUGAAGUAGGCCGUUGGGCUGAGCGGUGCGUUCGUCGACUCUCCCCUCGCAGUUGGCCGAAUGAGAUCAUCGAGUUCCCCAUGAUUCUGCUCAAGUGGUGCAAGCUCGAUCGUAUCAAGUCGAGUCCUCAGUCGUCUUUCGUAUCCGAAUCUGAUAAAGCGAAUCAAGAAGAUGGAAAAGCCGGUUCCGAUGACAUUCGUUCGUCGGAGGAAGAUGGCACAGAGGAAGAGGACGAGGCAGAUCCCGAGCGGUGGGAGCUGCGCGUUGUCGACGAAUUUCAUUCCUUCGUCCGACCGAAACAUCGACCAAAACUCUCCGACUUUUGUCGAAAUUUGACGGGUAUUACUCAGGUGAGCACUGCCCUGUGACUGGCUCUACAAGAUGCCAGACCUGACUUGGCCGAAGAAUCUUCCCUCGCUCCCUCUUCGGCUCCACCCAUUAGGCCCAGGUCGAUUCGGCACCCUACUACCCGCAAGUGCUCAAGAGGGUCGAGAAGCAAUUCAUCACCAAACACAACCUCUUCACCAAAGAAGUCAAGACCGUUUGGGUCACCGACGGACCGUGGGGUAAGCCAACAGCAACGCCUGAUUCACAAACUUGCACGUGACUGACAAUCUUCGUCUCCAUGUGGACAGAUCUACGGGAUUUUGUGGCCAAGCAAGUUUUUCUCUCCAACGUGCAACGACCCUCGUGGCUCGGCGGCCACGUCAUCGAUCUACGCAAACUCGUCACGCACUAUUUUGCCGGACUUCUCACGCCUUCCAUCGACCUCACCACCAAAAUGGACGAUUCGUCCUCACCCAAAUCGUCGGAUCCCUUACCGAUGAUAGCUCCUGAAUCUCUCUCCAUACCCUGUGUACUCUCAGCCUUGUCUUUACCCCCUUUCAUAGGCCAACUCCACUCGGGCCUCGACGACGCGCGAAACCUCUCUCGGAUCCUGGUGGAAUUAGCAAGGAGAGGGGUGGCUUUGGAGCCUAAUCUGACGGUUCCGCAGGUGCAAGGCAGGGAGAAGAGGUGGGAUUGGAUGGGGAGGGACGGGACGGUUGUUUGGGAUAGGGUGUUGGGGUUCGAACAGGUUAGGAAGGCGGAGGGAGGGGGAUGA
Messenger RNA from Microbotryum saponariae, 1519 nucleotides. Lineage: Eukaryota; Fungi; Basidiomycota; Microbotryomycetes; Microbotryales; Microbotryaceae. The record is from the annotation of a GenBank genome assembly.